Lagenorhynchus albirostris (white-beaked dolphin) is the source of this 935-nucleotide messenger RNA. RefSeq names its product chromosome 19 C16orf74 homolog (gene CLMB). The record is from RefSeq and is a predicted model, not a curated record. Bases 162 to 455 code for a protein of 97 amino acids. NCBI's taxonomy places the organism in Eukaryota, Metazoa, Chordata, Mammalia, Artiodactyla, Delphinidae. The transcript is spliced from 4 exons.
UUCCUUAGUGCAGGACUUCUCAGAGCCUUUAAUUCUCUAACAUGCAUGGGACUCUCCAAGAGGACAGAGUAGAUGGGAUUCGCAGACUCAUUUGAUCAUGGAGCCCCCUUCCUGCGGGAGUCUGAGGAGGCCAGUGUUGCAGGGGACACACUUUUGGAAAAAUGCUGCCUGUAGCUAGUUACCAAGAGCUGGUGAGAAUUCUGAGCAGCUGCGAGAAACCAAAGCGCCCAAAGAUAAUUCCAGGCCCAGACAGUUUCUCCGGCUUAAAAAUGUGUGUCAGCAGCAGCCAUGAUGAGGCCCCCGUCCUGAGCGACAAGCACCUGGAUGUGCCCAACAUCAUCAUCACCCCGCCGACCCCCACGGGCGUGAUCCUGCCGAGGGACUCCCGGAGGGCAGUCUGGCUGGAGGAGUCAGGGUCGGGCCCGGAGGAUGGAGAAGCAGACCCUGAGGCCUGAGGAGAAGGCACGCGUGGGUCGGGGAUUUGCCUGCACUGGAUCCUUCCCUGGCUGCCCUUCGCUUGGCGUGUCCCGCGGUGCCUGGGACAGAUGUGCUGAGAACGCUGGCUGGGAAGACAGAGAGAUUCCGGCAUUGGACCAGCAGAGGCGUGGCGAGAGGAGCGAGGAAGCGGCCCUGCCCUCGUCCAGAACGACAUUUCCCAGGCCCCGUUGAGUGGACCGGACCUCUGAUGCCUACAUAUUCUUGCCGACCGCGAGGCACAGUGACGGCCAUCUGGGUACCAGGGACAGGCUUUCUUCUAGACAGACUCCCAGCGGCCUGGGCCAUGCAGACGGGUGCCCAGGAGGUCUGCACAUAUAAGGACUUCUUGCAAAGGGCUGGCUUCAUUUUUUACAAGUUGUCUUACCGACAUUGAAACAGUCCAAAAAGUGAUUUAUAAUUUCUUUUUUGCACUGUAAGUAAAGAUCCCGUGUAACGAG